UCUCUCUCUCUUUUGAGUUUUUAUCUCUCUUCUUCAUCAAUGGGUUCGAAUUUUCAUUACUCUAUAGAUCUAAACGAAGAUCUAAACCAUCAUGAGCCUCUUGGAUCUUCUUCGUCUCUUCUUCAUAAUCAUCAAGUUCUUUCUACUUCUUCAUCUUCCUCCUCUUCCAAUUUGUCUCUCUCCUCUUGCCUUCCUUUCUUGAUCAACUCCCAAGAAGACCAGCAUGUUGCUUACAACAACACUUAUCUUGCUGAUCAUGUCCAUCUUUCUCAACCCCUCAAGGCCAAGAUGUUUAACGGUGGAUCGCCAUCAUCAUAUGAUCACAUGGUGGCAAAGAAGGAGACAAGACUGAAACUAACAAUAAGGAAAAAAGAUCAUCACGAAAACCAAACCGGUUUUCUUCUUCAAAACCCGACAAAACCCAAUUCAGACUCCGACAAGUGGAUGAUAUCUCCAAAGAUGCGGUUGAUCAAGAAUACAAUAACCAACAAUAAACAGUCCACCGAUCACACUAGUAAUAAUAAUAAUGAUCAUAAAGAAGAUCACUACCCUUUAAAUCAGAAGAUUAGUUUGGAAGAAGAUCACGAUGAAGAUCUCAGGAAAGUCUCGCCCAGGACGACCACGUCCGUGACCAGGAAAAAUAGGUACAAUACAAUCAACGAGAAUGGUUAUGGUAAUAACAGUGGCGUGAUUAGGGUUUGUUCCGAUUGCAACACCACCAAUACUCCUCUUUGGAGAAGUGGGCCUCGAGGUCCCAAGUCUCUUUGUAACGCAUGUGGCAUAAGACAAAGAAAGGCGAGGCGGGCCGCAAUGGCUGCAGCCACAGCUACGGGCGACCAAGAGGUGGUGGCGGCACGGAUGCAACAUUUACCGGUGAAAAAGAAGGUUCAAAACAAGAAAAAGCGAUAUAAUGGAGGAGACAAAUACGAUAUUACUCCCCCUAUAGUGGCCAAUACAAAAAAGUGCAAGAUCAACGAAGGAGAGGAGGACGCGGCCAUGGUUGGUGGAGAUUCUGAGAUCAGUAAAUCAACAACUUCAUCUGAUUCUUCAGUUUCUUUCAACAAACUUCGCUUCGAUGACUUGACGAUAAUGUUGAGCAAAAGCUCAGCUUAUCAACAAGUGUUCCCACAAGAUGAGAAGGAAGCUGCUGUUUUGCUCAUGGCUUUGUCGUAUGGAAGGGUGCAUGGCUGAUCAGAAAAUGACAAUUAUCUUUUGAUGACAAAAGAAGGUUAAUUUUAUAAUAAUACAAAAAUAGUAAUCAAAGUAAUGAUAAAUUUUAAAUCUUGGAGUGAUCAAUGUGGUUUGAAGUUGGUCUAAACAUUUUAUAACUAGAAUGUGUGAGAGUUUAAUAUAAUAUAUAAUGGCUCUCUAUAUAUAUAUGUCUUGGGAGAUUUUGGUUUAGGGUUUAUGUUAUGUUUUUUCCCUGAUGGAGCAAUAAUUACCGAUACAUCUUUAUAUUGUGUUACG
Molecule: messenger RNA, 1467 nt
Organism: Eruca vesicaria subsp. sativa (arugula)
Lineage: Eukaryota; Viridiplantae; Streptophyta; Magnoliopsida; Brassicales; Brassicaceae
Source: the annotation of a GenBank genome assembly